Messenger RNA from Haliotis rufescens (red abalone), 2256 nucleotides. Its product is annotated as neuropeptide SIFamide receptor-like. The record is from RefSeq and is a predicted model, not a curated record. Bases 647 to 1798 code for a protein of 383 amino acids. Gene Ontology annotation, molecular function: G protein-coupled receptor activity. The transcript has a single exon. Gene Ontology annotation, biological process: G protein-coupled receptor signaling pathway. Gene Ontology annotation, cellular component: plasma membrane. NCBI's taxonomy places the organism in Eukaryota, Metazoa, Mollusca, Gastropoda, Lepetellida, Haliotidae.
CAAAUACCCGGGACGCCUUUUUUUCCAUGUGUCUACCCAGGCGUCAAGAGACACCCUGCUAAAGACACACAUACACGAAAGACCUUUCAAUUCCGGAGGGAUUGCCACGAGACAGCUAGACCAGAGAGCAAUGUAUGAUUUAUCAUGGCACCAACCAAUUCCCUGCAGAUGUUGAGGCUUACCCAACUGUAGCAAAAGUCUCCAAAUGUGAAGUAUUAACGGAAAAUGACAUAUGACAAUCCUUCUCAAGGCUAUAGUUAACCAUACGCACAGCACAGCGAACCACGGGACGUACUUAGUCAUGCAGGAGAAUGUCUAAGGGAGGUUUACUGAUACACGCGGUCGGGUGAGAAUCUAACGAACUUCUCCGCGUGGAGUAUUUCUUUUACAAAGAGCCAAUGCUGGAACCGUGAAUACAUUAUUGGAUUUCAUUUAUGGAUGAAUUUGUCAUGUGUCUUAGCGCUAAAAAUGCAUCCUACUUUGUCAUUUAGACAGCAUCUAGGGAGAGAAGCUGCUAUUAAAGGUGCUAUUUCUGGAGGCUCUUCAUAAUUCAGAAGACAUAUAAGCAUAAACUUUUCCGAUACUUAAACAUUACUGACAAAGGAUUGGAUAUCAGUGUUACAACAUCUGUGUAUGAGACUCACAUAUGGACACAAUACCAGAGAUGGCUUCAGGGAUCUGGUCCAACAAAUCAUCACCGAGUAUGGAAGUGAAUGCUACCCUUGAAGCGGACUCCGGCGACUGGAAAACCGUUGAUUCUAUAGCAUUCCAUAUGGAAACAUACUACUUGUGGGUUAUACUUGCUUUAGGAUUUCCAGGCAACUGUUCAACCGUCAUCACCAUCAUCAAAAUGUCUCCAGCACGGUCCCUCACCGUCUACAUCGCCCUUCUCGCCAUCGUCGACAACCUCGCCAUCGUUAACAAGCUUCUGAUGUUCGUGCUCUCAGACAACGGAGUUCCGAUUGGACAGUUUGGAUGCAAGUUUCUUGCUUUUUGUGGCAACUUUCUCAUCACCUUUGCAAACUGGCUCCUCGUUGCAAUGUCAGUGGAAAGAUUUGUUGCAGUAUGGUACCCAUUCAAAAUCGGUCAAAUCUGGACCUUCAAAAAAUCGCUUGUUGUCGUCAUCGGAAUAACAAUACCUCUCCUGGGUCUCUUCCUUCAUUUGUUCUGGACAGUGCAUUACGUGAACAUGAAAACCUAUAUCCUCUGCAUCGCCCAUGAAGAUCACCUGGACUUCGUUGUGAACGCAUGGUUCUGGAUUAACAUCACCGUGUAUGCUCUUCUUCCCUGCCUUCUUCUUCUGAUUUUUAAUUCUUUGAUCAUCUCCGGGAUAGUGAAAUCAAGUAAGGUGCAUAUAUAUUUAAACAGAACUGGCUCAGUGAAAAAUGGAGCCGUUGUGUCCAAUGAACGUCAGCGUCAAAUAACAAUGAUGCUUGUUUUGUCAGCUAUAGCCUUGGUGAUACUCACAUUCCCACGAUGCGUUAUGCUGUUAUUGUCUCCGUACCUGAACUAUCCCACAAACUCUAUGAGUGGGGCUGUCAUUUAUCUCAUCGACACAAUUGCCUAUGUUCUCUGUGACUCAACCCAUGCCAUGAACUUCUACCUUUACUCGUUCAGCGCCAGGAGGUUCAGGAGACAAUUCAUUGACCUGGUGUUAUGCCGGAAGCGGAAGAUGGCGCCGGCAAGCACCCAGUACAUCACGUUGUCGUCUCGACCGUCAAUGCGAUUCAAUAUGGCAAUGUUCAGAGAGUCUGUGAACAAGCCUCCUGUUCGGCAAACAACCAGUAAUGACAUGUGACCAUUUUGAUUGUCAUCUGGCACAGAUUACUUUGAAUAGUGGGAGACAAACCUCUGUACUCCACGCAACCUUCUCUACCGUCAGGGGGAUUCAUUGCUUCUAUAUCAGUUGACCAAUUCAGACAUGAAAUGAAAGUGCUUGUUGGUGGAAGAAGUACAAUAACCAUUAUCAUGAUCGAUCACCAUAAUUUUGUAUUUCGUGAUGUAUAAUUCAUGUUUAGUUUAGGGAUCCCCCGUCGGGAUUCCGGGUUAGAAUUAGUCCCCUGCAGCGUGCCCUCACCGUCUAUUUGGGUCUGGUGCUUAGUCACACUGACUUGGUUAACAUCAUGUCGUUUUACCCCGAAGGCGUGGCUUGUUCCUCGUCAAUCACUGCGUGUCUGGUACCGUUUGUUUGUUUGUUUGUUUGUUUGUUGUUUAACGCCGCACUCAGCAAUUUCCAGCUAUAUGACGGCGGUCCGU